Rotaria sp. Silwood2 is the source of this 1067-nucleotide messenger RNA. The record is from the annotation of a GenBank genome assembly. NCBI's taxonomy places the organism in Eukaryota, Metazoa, Rotifera, Eurotatoria, Philodinida, Philodinidae.
UCACACCCACAUACACCCACACCCACAUCCACCCCCACACACUCACACCCACAUCUACACACACCCACAUCCACCCACCAACACCCACACACACCCACAUCCACCCACCCACACUCACACCCACACCCACAUCCACCCACACCCUAGCCACACCCACACACCCGCAAGGUCACAGAGAACAUGAAUAUAUAAUUAGAAUCAGUUUUGAUCCUAUGAUCCUAAAAAAAUGUUGACUAUAUGAUUUCAUGGAUUUUGUGAAUCCUCUUAUGGGAUAGAAAUUUGUGAUAUGUAUAUCUCGUGAAUGUCGCAUUCGAAAACCUUGAUUUUUUCGUUGCGUAAUAUAACUCGCAGACUUCUAUCAGAUGGUGCAUGAAUGGAUAGAUUCAGUGGAUUCAUAUGUAAUAGCGGUUGACAUCCCAUGGAACUACCCUAUGAAGGCACUAGAAUAUACAAUAAACAUUUAGAAUGUUUCAAGAAGUAGAAAUAGUCAGUUAUUAAAGAUAAGAACUCGUUAAUCUCAUCAAUUUCAGUUUUGAUUUGUAUAAGUUGAUAAGAAAACAAAUUUUAACGUUUGAUAAUCAGUUUAAUAGUACCAAUAGAAUUAUUGAUUAUUCAUAGAUUCUUUUUUCAAUGUACUUUUAGCUUGUGGGUCAUUUUAUUGAAGCGCAUUGUUCUAAUUCAACAUUUAUUUGUGAUCAUCCACAAAUCAUAGGUUCAUUGACAAAAUAGAAAGAAAAUUUUCUUUUUUUCGAUUUUCUAAAAACUUCCUUGUUUGAUAUCAUUCAUAUUAUAUUUUGUUGUUUUUUUUCUUUUAGUUUAUUCAUCGUUCUUUACAUAGUUUAAGAGAACGUUUUGAAUUAUUUGUGUAUUAUAAAGAAGUAUGUAAUGUAUAUUCUGAAUUGAAUGAUAGAUUUGUACAAUGUGAAGUAUUUCAAUUACAAGCAAAAAAAAAAAUAAAUGGUUUUAUUAUCUUUACGAAUAAACUAGUUGUUCAUAAAGAAGCUCAAAAAAUUGAUAACAAUUAUUGUAAAACAUUUGAAUAUGGUUUACCACCAACUUGGGAUUGA